AUGCUGUCGUUCCUGGGCCGGGGCAAGCCCUCGGACCCGCCCCCCGAGCCCUCCCCCGCGCCGGACCCCCCACCCGCGAGCUCCGCGCCGCCGCCGCCGUCCGCGCCCCCGGACUUCUCCGACGCCAAGGCGGUGACGAUCGAGCUCGUCGCCGAGCUGGAGGGCCACGACGAUCGCGUCUGGGGGAUGCAGUGGGAGCCGCGAGGGCGAUGCCUCGCGUCGACGUCCUCGGACAAGACGUGCCGGCUGUGGUCGCAGAGCGCGGCCGCGGGAGGGAACUGGGUCACCGUCGCGGAGCUCGAGGGCGUGCACAAUCGGACCGUGCGGCAGGUGUCGUGGUCGCCGUGCGGUCGGCUCCUCGCGACCGCGUCGUUCGACGCCUCGACCGCGGUCUGGACGCAGAGCGGCGGCGACUGGGAGUGCGUCGCCGUCGUCGAGGGCCACGAGAACGAGGUCAAGUCCUGCGCGUGGUCGCCGAGCGGCACGCUGCUCGCCACCUGCGGGCGAGAUAAGUCCGUGUGGAUCUGGGAGCUGCAGCCGGGGAACGACUUCGAGUGCGUCGCGGUGCUUAACGGCCACUCCCAGGACGUUAAAUGCGUGACGUGGCACCCCACGGAGGACGUGCUCGUGUCGACGUCGUACGACGACACGAUCAAAAUUUGGACGGAAGACCCGGACGGAGACGACUGGUCGUGCUCGAAGACGCUCUCGAAGGAGGACGGCGGGCACGAGAGCACGGUAUGGUGCGCGUCGUUCGAGCCGGGGGGGGCGCACAGGGUGGUGACGUGCUCGGACGAUCGAACGAUCGCGGUGUGGAACGCGGCGGGUGCGCGCGCGCGCGUUUCGUCGUCGUCGCUCGCUCGCUUCGAAGACGUCGCUUCGUUUUCGCGCUUCGCUUCUUCUCGCGGCCGCUCGCUUCGCAUCGCUUCGUUCGUUGCUGGUCAGACGGUCGAGUCGAGCGCGCUCCACAUGCGCUCGGGUCCACGAGGCGCGGACCUCUCCAUCGCGUGCAAGUUCCCCUGCGGGCACGACCGCCCGGUGUUGAACGUGCACUGGGGCCGCAACGGCUUGAUCGCCGCCGCGGGGGGCGACAACAGCGUGCGGGUCUACGCCGCGAUGAAGAGCGAUGGGAGCCACGGGAGUGGACGCGCGUGGGCGGAAGUCGGCGCGAUAGGCGAGCAUCACGAGGACGGGCACUUGGACGACGUGAACACCGUGGCGUGGCACCCGACGGACCCGACGUGCCUGGCGUCGUGCUCGGACGACGGGCUCAUAAAAAUUUGGAAGGUCACCCCGGCGGAGGAGUAAACGUUUACGUUUUGUAGUCUAAAAAACCAUCACCGUAGUACGAAGAGACUGAUGAAUCGAACAGCGAGCGCAUCCGUCGCUCGACCGAUCAACCGAUCGUCGACCCCAGCACGUACGCCGCCUUCCCGAUCAACCGAUCGUCGACCCCAGCACGUACGCCGCCUUCCCGAUCGAGUCCACGGAGAAGGCGCACCGCCACGUCCCCCCGUGCGCCGCCGUCGCGCCGAACGCGUCGAACGGAUGCCGCCCGUCGCCGUCCUCCCUCCGGCCCCACUCCGGCCGCGCGGACGACCCCUCGUGCCCCAAGUCGUGCAGCAGCAGCGCACACAUCAUGUCUCUCGUCUCCUCGACGUCGAACGCGCGCAGCGGCGCGAAGUGCUUCUGCCCUUCCAGCCCGCGCUUGACGGCGUCCACGUGGAGCAUGCUCUUGGUGCGACUCGCCGGCGCCACGUUGGCGCUGACGCAGUGGCCGUCGUCGCGCGCGACGAUCGCCCUCCAGUUCUGAAGCGUCUUCGCGAGCGCGUAGUUGGGGCCCUGAAGCACGAGGUGCCCGUCGUGGACGUGCACGUCCUCGUGCAUCUCCGCGGACGCGUCGUCCACCUCCGCGUCUUCGUCGAUGACUCGAAGCUUCUUCUCCCGCUUCGCCGGCGGUCGGCAGUUCGGCUUGAAGCCCCCGGUGAAAAGCCACAGCGGCUGGUGCCACCACGUCCAGUUCUCUCGCUCGUGCCUCGCCUUGCUGUCGUCCCACGCGCUCUUGGGGAUCGG
Molecule: messenger RNA, 2073 nt
Organism: Micromonas pusilla CCMP1545
Lineage: Eukaryota; Viridiplantae; Chlorophyta; Mamiellophyceae; Mamiellales; Mamiellaceae
Exons: 4
Coding region: 1-1308 (435 amino acids)
Biological process (GO): iron-sulfur cluster assembly
Cellular component (GO): cytosolic [4Fe-4S] assembly targeting complex
Molecular function (GO): protein binding
Source: RefSeq, a predicted model, not a curated record